GACAUAAGGACUUUUAGAAAGUGUCAUUAUGAAAUUUUUAACUCGUGCAGUAAAGUGAGCCGUGUUGUUAAAAAAUAGCUUAAAUUGUUAUAUUUUAUCGACACACAAUAACCAUAAUUUUAUCAGUAAGCUGUAGUUUUAUUUAUCUUAUAUACCUAACAUGUCUGGAGUGAUUUCAACUAUACUUCAACCUCUUAGGUUUAUAAGGCAAACCAUGCAGGUGGCUUCAACGAUGAUGCCUGCUACGAGUUUAGUGAAACCAGAUUGUUUUUCCUUGUCGUCGAUUAGAACUAAUGUGCGCUGCUAUUUCCCGCGACCUAAUGAAGUACGAAGAGUAAAUCGUCAUGGCUGGAAAACUAGGAUGUCCAAACCGAAUGGCCGUAAAGUUAUUAUGCGAAGAUUACUGAAAGGAAGAUUUGUAUUGUCUCAUUAAUUACGACUUACCUAGUGAUGUAGUACUUGUAAAUUAGAUUAUUUUUAUGUGACACCAUCAUAAGUAAUAGUGUAUCUCUUAAACAUGCAUGUAGCAAAGUAAUAAUAAAAAAAUGCAUUUUGAA
Messenger RNA from Helicoverpa zea (corn earworm), 557 nucleotides. It is a transcript of the gene mRpL34, whose product is annotated as 39S ribosomal protein L34, mitochondrial. Gene Ontology annotation, cellular component: mitochondrial large ribosomal subunit; ribosome. NCBI's taxonomy places the organism in Eukaryota, Metazoa, Arthropoda, Insecta, Lepidoptera, Noctuidae. The coding region runs from base 161 to 433 and encodes 90 amino acids. Gene Ontology annotation, molecular function: structural constituent of ribosome. Gene Ontology annotation, biological process: translation. The record is from RefSeq and is a predicted model, not a curated record. The transcript has 2 exons.